Messenger RNA from Mercenaria mercenaria, 12993 nucleotides. RefSeq names its product galectin-3-like. Lineage: Eukaryota; Metazoa; Mollusca; Bivalvia; Venerida; Veneridae. The transcript is spliced from 5 exons. The record is from RefSeq and is a predicted model, not a curated record. Bases 109 to 609 code for a protein of 166 amino acids.
CAAGCAUCACGACGUUUCCAUUGAACGGUCACGCCUUGUAAACAAAUUUCAGUCAAAAAUGUAAACUUUUGUUGUUUUGUGACAAUUAUCAAAGCGUGACAAUAAAAAAUGACAGAUACCAGCUACAACCCAGCUGCUCCCCCAGCUGCUCCCCCACCUUCCUAUGAUGAGGUGCAGGCAAUGUCGGGAGGUACACCCGGUUACCCUGGGCAACCAGGUGCAUACCCAGGCCAACCAGGGGGUUACCAGGGACAACCGGGUGCUUAUGCACCAUAUCCACCACAGGAAGGUUUUAAAUAUGAUGGUGGACCUCCCUACCCAGCACAACCUGCUUACCCUGGAUACCCGGCUCAGCCAGGUCAGGCACCGUACCCAACACAACCAGGUGCUCCCUAUCCGUAUGGUGCUCCAGCUCCCGGGGUGUAUCCCCCACCCCCACCAGGAACAGCAGUAUACAACCCACAAGGAGGUGUAACUAUUCUAAACAGACCUAAUGAUGAUCUGAGUGCAGCGGAAUCUCAGCGCAGAAUGAGAAAGAUAAUAGUGUUUUUUGGAACAUUUGUAGCUUUAAUAAUGGUCUUUUACUUUCUUGGAAAGCUCUUGUUUUAAUGCUUUUUAGCUCGAUGUUUGGAAAAAAAUGUAGAGCUAUUGCACUUGCCCCAGCAUCGGCGUCGGCAUCGACUGUUAAAGAUUUUGAUAAAAGUCAAAUAUCUCUGUUACUAUCAGAGCUUUUGACUUGAAACUUAAAAUUAUUAUAGUUAUUUACUGUCAUAGUCUACACAAGGAGAAACAAUCCCCAUAACUCUGAUAUGUAUUUUGACAGAGUUAUGUCCCAUUUUAAUUUAGAAAUCUUUGGUUAAAGUUUUAUAUAACGUCCAAUAUCUCUGAUACUAUCAAAGCUAUUGACUUGAAACUUAAAAUAUUUAUUUACUAUCAAAGGCUACACCAAAAGAAACGAUCCCCAUAGCUCUGAUAAGAAUUUUGACAGAUGUAUGCCCCUUUUACUGGCAAAGCUUUAAUUCAGAGUCAAACACUGAGAAAAGUCGAGCGUGCUGUCUUAUGGACAGCUCUUACUUGUUUGCUCACCUAGCGACAGGUUGAGCUUUUGUGAUCGCCCGUUGUCCGUCGUCCGUAAUUUCCUUGUGAACACGAUAGAGACCACAUUUUGUAUUUGAUUGUAAUCAAACUUGCAGACAACUUGUAUGGUCAUAAUAUCUUGGUUCCUUUCAAAAGCUGGCCAGAUCUCAUCAUGGGUUCAAGAGUUAUGGCCCCUUAAAGGGCCAAAAUUUGCCAUUUUUGGCUUGUGAACAUGAUACAGACCACAUUUUGCAAUCAACUUUAAUAAAACGUGCACACAACUUGUAUUGGCAUAAUAUCUCGGUUCCUUUCGAAAACUGGCUAGAUCCCAUCAUGGGUUCAAGAGUUAUGGCCCUUUAAAGGGCAAAAAUAUGCUAUUUUUUGCCUGUGAACACGAUACAGACCACAUUUUGCAAUCAACUUUAAUCAGACUUGCACACAACUUGUAUUGGCAUAAUAUCUCGGUUCUUUUCGAAAACUGGCCAGAUCCGAUCUUGGGUUGCAGAGUUAUGGCCCCUUAAAGGGCCAAAAUUUGCUAUUUUGGCUUUAGCAGCCAUACAGAGACUUCAUUUAUGGUUUGAUUUGAUACAAAAUUGCAGAAUAUCUUCAGCAACAAUAAAUCUUGGAUUCCAUGAUGAAUUUGUCAGAUCCAAUCAUAGGUGCCGGAGUUACGGCCCCUGAUUGACCCCUAAAAGAGCCAAAAUUUGGUCAUUUUUACCUUGUGAACACGAUAGAAGUGACAUCUUAUAUUUGAUUUUAACCACACUUACACACAACUUAAGUCACAAUAAGAUAUUGGUUCUUUUCGAAAACUGGCUAGAUUCCAUCAUGGGUUCUAGAGUUACUGCCCCUGAAAGGGGCAAAAUUUUCUAUUUUGGCCAUUUCAGCCAUAUAGAGGUUUCAUUUAUGCUUUGAUUUGAUAAAACUUGCACAGAAUGAUUAUCUUGAUGAUCUCUAGGCCUGGAUCGAAAGUGGAACAUGUCGGGUCAAAAACUAGGUCAUCAGGUCAGAUCAAAGGAAAAGCUUUUUAACAGCUUAGAGGCCCCAUUUAUUACCCUAUCUUCAUGAAACUUGGUCAGAAUGUUUAUCUUGAUGAUUCCUAGGACAGGUUUGAAACUGGGUCAUAUGGUGUCAAAAACUAGGUAACCCAGUCAAAUCAAAGGAAAUGUUUGUUAAUACUUGUUCAUUUGAUGUGCAUGAAACUUGGUCAGAAUGUUUGUCUGCAUGAAAAAUCGUAUGAAUUUUUAUCUGGGUUACGUGGGGUCAAAAACUAGGUCACCAGGUCAAAUCAAAGAAUAAGCUUGUUUACACCCUAGGGGGCACAUUUGUGAUUCUAUCUUCAUAAAUUUUUGUCAGAAUGUUUAUCAUGAAGUCUUGGACAAUUUCAAAUCUGGGUCACGUGGAGUCAAAAACUAGGUCACUUGGUCAAAUCAAAGAAAACGCUUGUUUACACUCAAGAGGCCACGUUUUUUGGUCCAUUGUCUUAAUGAAAAUUGGUCAGAAUAUUUGUCUCCAUGAAAUCACUAGGUAAAACACGUUUACACUGUUAUGGUGUGUUACACAGAUGAGCGAUCUAUGGCCAUCUUGGCCCUCUUGUUCUAUUGUUAUCAUGAUUUAAGCUAUCCAAUGCGCAUCUCAUGUUAUUCAGUUAAAAGAAAUGGACCUAUGGGUCUGUUGGUUUAACCCUUACCAUGCUGAACAUGAUUGAUUCUGCGUUUGCGACCAGUGUAGAUCAUGAUCGGCCUGCACAUCCGUGCAGUCUGAUCAUGAUCUGCACUGUUCGCUAUUCAGUCAGUAUCUUUUUGGUAAGCACCCCUUUUAACAGUUAAUGGUAUUGUCCAAAUUGGAAGAUGGACAAGUACAUUAUAGAAAUUUAGCAGGGUAAGGGUUGAAUAAUAGUGGACUUGUAUUGACAGUUAGCAAUUUCCAUUACUUUACAUAUUCUCUGUACAAGAUUUUAGUAUUCUCUGGUUGUUAUGAAAAAUAAUCUUCUGCUAUGGCCAAAGGAUGCUGAAAUCUCAUACGGAGGAAAAAUUAUGACACGGAAAUUGCCGAUUGUAAAUAGUCCUUCAAUUACCUUAAGCAAGAGUGUGAAUGAAAAUGUGUAAGAAAAAACCCAAGCUGAUGUUUCUAUGUUUGGAUUAAGAGGCAGUAAAGGUGUUCAUGCUUUCGUUGUGUCUUGCCAUGUUGUUUUCUUGUCCUAUUGUAGUGAUUUAUAUCUGCCAGACAAAGUUGUAUUGUGUAGACAUGUUUCAAUAUACUGCUGGCCAGUAUCAUUUAUCAAAUGUUAUGAAAUAGGCAAACCGUUUCUUAGAUUUCGUACUAUUUACAGAAUGUGGUCAUGUAUUUAGUUUAUAUCCUGGAUUUUCAACAUGUUCUGAUCCCCCAAGUAUGGCUUGAUGUUUGAAAAUGAUAAAAUGAGUGAAAAAAAGAGUAAGAUAUUUGUAGAAAUGCAAAAAUUUUUUUUUCAAUUAUAUCAAUGUUUUACUCCCUUCUUCACAAUAUUUUGGGGUAAUUUUUUAGGAUACCUUGUAAACUUCAUAUGUCAGUAAGUUUGUAUCACUGGUAACAUUCGUGGUUCCCAGGUUAUUCGACUUUUGAAAGAGAAAAAAGAAAUCACCUUCGCGUCCCUAGAUUUGCCACUAUAAUGCCACCCUUUUCAAUGGUGGAGUAUUUAGACAAUUUUCCACCAAAAUGCCACCUAAAAUGCCACCAAAAUGGUGAAAAAAUGAACAGGACAGUGGCAAACCUGUUUUCCACUAAAUUCCACCUAUUUCCACUUGUGUACACCUUUAGGUGGCAAUAAAUGGAGUAUUUAGACAGUUUUUACACCAUUAUGCCACCAUUAUGGUGGAAAAUUUGUUUGCCACUUAAUUCCACCAAUAGCCACCUUCAUGGUGGCAGUAAGUGGAGUAUUUAGACAAAAUACCACUAAAAUGCCACCAUUAUGGUGUAAAAUCUAUUUUCCACUUAAUGCCACUUAUUUCCACCAAUCCCUAAAAGGUGGCAGUAAGUGGACAAAAUUUCACCAAAACGCCACUAUGGUGGCAGUCCUAUUUUCCACUAAAUGCCACCAAAUAGCUGGCAAUAGGUGGCAACUAGUGGAAAUCGGCUGCACCUGCUGAAUCUGAAAAAAAUCUAUAGUAAGCAAAAAUCAAAUUAUAUUAAUAUAUUUUUUAUUUUUAUGCAAAAAUCAAAGACCCUUCACAAGAAAUCACAAAAGAUCUGAACACGAGGAUCAGGAUGCUGUCAAUGCAGUCUUAUUUUUUCAUAUUCCAGGGUGGCUUAAGUAGAUGGCGAAUGACUCUCCAAAUUUCACUCCUUUGGAUGUAAGGCCAUUUUUCCAGCACACAAUCUGUAACAGCAAACCAUAUAUCUAUUAAUAAAUAUAUUUUUCUAACAUUCUGAAUAAUUUUGCAGAAAAUUGUAAAUUCCCUCUAGGAAAUAUGAAAUCAAAAGACUGAACUAACUUACUGACAUAACAACAAACUCUACAAACUUAAUCUAUGUCAAAUGAUAUGCCAAAUCUUUAUUAAAACUGUGAGAAGUUUCAUCAAAAUCUACAUUGUAGAAAAAUUUCUAUUCAAUUAAUACAGGAAAAAUUCCUAUUUUUUACCAAAUCAAUUAAGGUAAAUAACUGAGCAGUGUUAAUAAGGCUUAUAAUAAUUACAUGAGGUUUAGUGAUUCUAUAGACAAAGCUGCUAUAUUUUUCCAAUUACAAGCAUUUUCAGUUAAUCUGAUGGACAGAUGAAACAGAAAGGACCACGCCAAAAAUAAUAUCCCUCUACCUUUGGCAAAAGAUAAUAAUGGCACUUGGGUUUUUCAUCACAUUUAUAAUUAAUAUUUAUCAUAAAAUAUGCUAGGAAAUUCUAUUAAUUGGUGUAUUUCUUUAAAAAUUAAGGGUUAUUUAAACAUUAGCUUUUGUAAAAACAAAAUAUUUACCUGAUUCAGAAUUAUCUUGAUAUGUUUCUUUUAUGCAGUAAUAAGCUGUAUUCUGCUCAGGUAUAUACAGCCAGGCAGGCAGAUCACAAAGUUGCAUUUUUUCACAGAAGGUUCCUGGUAUGAAAAGUUUAAAAUGCAUAUUGUAUCCUAAGUGCUAAUCAACAAUGUAAAUAAUUACAAUGAUACAAUUUUACUAGCAGUGUUAUAAACAUAAUUGAGCUAUAUUCCAGAAAAUAUAUUUUGGAUUAAUAAUCCAUCUGCCAAACUUCCUAAAAGGAGAUUAGUUGAUUUUAAUUUCAAGCUGUUUUGUAAAUGUUUCAAAUUCAAGUAUUUGUUAAGAGUAAGUAAAUAAGACAAUGUUAAAGACAGUAAUUAUAAUUUAAAAAAAAAUAAACAGUAUAAUAUUGUUACCUCUCACAAUGUGUUUCCAUUUUCUCCCUGACUGACUCAUCAAAUGCCAAAUUUCAAAUUUUGGUAUUACUACACAGAUAAAUUGAUUCCACACAUACACUUUUUUUGCUAAAGAAGGUGUCAAAUUCUUAAGUUGAAAACUAUUGCAAAAACAUCCUUUUUGUAUACACUUCUUUUUUUUCAAUCAAUGAAGAGAAAAGGCAAGAACUAUUUCUUUGCAUCUGACCUGAUGUUUGCCUGCAUAUAUAAAUCUUAACUGACCCAAAUUCCACCUGGGGUUGUUUCUAUACAUUAGUGUGGGAGCUUGUAAGUUGAUCUAUCAUUAAUCUUAUCUUUAACCAACUUUCACUCAUGCAGAAAUAAUACACUGCAGACACAUUCAAAAAUGAUCUUUUCAGAGUCAGCCAGUACAGACAAUUUCCACUAGUUGCCACCUAUUUUCCACCAUUUUCUGUAUUUCAGAAUUGUUGAUUGAAAAAGUGACUUAUUAAUAUUUACAUUGAAUAUAAUACAAAGAUGUAAUGAUUAAUAAAUAUUCUGUCUCACAAAAUAACCAAAAUUCAAAUUUUCUGUAUAAUACACCACUCUGAAUAUUAUUUUUGUCCAGCUGGAGUCAGCAUAGACUUAAUCUCAUUUUAACAAAACCCUUUUAAGGAGCCUGGGUACGUAUUACUGUUUUGCUGAUGUCGGUCAGUUGGUCUGUCAGUCUGUUGGUCGUUCGGUAUGUAGAACAACCGGUUUUCCGGAUGGUAAGAUCAUGAAACUUUAUAUGGAGGUUAGUCAUGACCAGCAUUGACCCCUAUUGACUUGGAGGCCAGUAGGUCAAAGGUCAAGAUCACAGUGACCUGGAACAGUUAAACAGUUUCCAGAUGAUAACUCUAGUGCUCUUGGGCCUAGGAUCAUGAAAGUGAAUGGGAAGGUUGAUCAUAACUAGCAGAUAACCUCUUUAGAUUAUAAGUUCAGUAGGUCAAAGCUCAAGGUCACAGUGAGCUGAAACAGUUAAGCUGUUUCCGGAUGUUAAUUUGAGAACGCUUAGACCUAUGAUCAUGAAACUAAAUAGGGACGUUGAUCAUGACCAGCGGACGACCCCUAUUGAUUUUGAGGUCAGUUGAUCAAAGGUCUAGGUCACAUUGACCCAGAACACUAGAACUUUGCUUGCCCAAUAACUAGAGAAUGCUUUGGUCUAAGAUCACACUGGAUACAGAAGUCACUUAUGACUGGUAAAUGACCCAUAAUUAUUGAUUUAAGGUCAGUACAUCAGACGUCCAGUGCACAGUGACCAAAUGAUUUUUGUUUCUUGUACAGUUACUGAAUCAAGGGGGGCAUUCUUGUGUUCUACGAGCUGUUGUCAAUGUGGAGUUUUAGCAAAGUCAGGGUCUGUAUCAGUUAGGCCUGAAGUUUGACAUUUAGUGUCCAUUACACCUUGAUUCUAACCCGAGUCCAUGUGAAUAUUUUUGUCAAGGGUAAUCCAGUGUCUUACAGUUCGCUUCUAAAUCAAACAUCACAAAAAGUUUUUUUUCCACCUAUUCGCCACCAAGAAAAUUUUCUAAGUCCCUAUUUUCCACUAAACGACGCUCAGUUUACACCAUGAAAAAAAACUAAGUUCUGCUUUCCACCAAUAUCCACCUUUCUGCCACCAUAAAGAAAAACUAUGUUAAAAUUUACACCUAAUGCCACCUAAAUGCCACCAAAAUAAAGUGGCUUUUGGUGGCAAAUUUACCACUUAUUGGAAAAAAGAGUUGAAUUACACCAAACGCCAGCUAAUGCCAGCUAUUUCCACCAAUUGCCCCCCUUUUACCAUGGAAAUAAGUGGCAAAGAGUGGCAUUAGGCGGCAAAUCUAGGGACGGGUUAAAUGUGGGAAUGAGUACGGGUAGUUUUAAACAAUUAAAAAGAUACCAACCAAACUUAAUAUAAAUGUGAAGCAUCAUUAGAUGGCACAUGCAAAGGUCAGAUCUAUACCUCCAAUGUCAGUUUUCAAGAGAUUGAAUCUAACUUGUCUGUAAGCAACAGGCAAGAUUACUUCACCUUAGGUGAUUUCAUACCUUGCUUACUAUUGACAUGUCUGUUGCUAUUUAUAUUGGUAAAUAUUGGAUGUAUAAAGCAGUAAUUUGAUUUAUAAUGUUAUAUUCCAACAACAGUGACUUAGUCUCCUAGUUUAUGAUAAAAAUCAUGUUACCAUUAUUUUGUAAGUAUUUUAUAGAAAAAAAAAGGUAUGAUCAUUUUGACUGUUUUGGCAUUUUUAGCUCGACUAUUCAAAGAAUAGGUAGACCUGUUGGACUGGCCCGUGUGUUGGCGUCGGCGUCGCGCUUUGGUUAAGUUUUUGUAUGUAAGCUGGUGUCUCAGUAACCACUUGUGAGAAUGGAUUGAAACUUCACACACUUGUUCGCUGUCAUGAUCUGACGUGCACUGAGUAGGUCCCAUAACUCUACUUUGCAUUUUUUCAAAAUUAUGCCCCUUUUUCCACUUAGCAGUUUUUGGUUAAGUUUUUGUAUGUAAGCUGGUAUCUCAGUACCCACUAAUGGAAAUGGAUUGAAACUUCACACACUUGUUCACUGUCAUGAUAUGACGUGCAUUGCAAAGGUUCAAUAACUCUACUUUGCAUUUUUACAAAAUUAUGCCCCUUUUUCAACUUAGCAGUUUUUGGUUAAGUUUUUGUAUGUAAGCUGGUAUCUCAGUACCUACUAAUUGGAAUGGAUUGAAACUUCACACAUUUAUCCACUGUCAUGAGUUGAUAAGCACUGUGUAGGUUCCGUAACCCUGUUUACGCAUUUUUACAAAAUUAUGCCCCUUUUUCGACUUUUGUAUUCAUUCAUUGACUAGACUGUUGAAUAGUCGAGCGUUGCUGUCCUCCGACAGUAGAUAUUCUUUGAAAGUGAGGCCAAAUAAUUGAGUUUCUGAAACCAUUUUAUCCCUUGCAUUGUGUUGUACAUUAACUGUUUACAGCUUGAGGUAAUCCUGAAAGAUUUCAAAUAGGUAGAUGUCUGACUGUAUUCAAGUUAUUGCUGUACUCUGUUCAACCCCAGAUAAUUGAUUAUUUAUUACAUGACUUUCGUUAUAAAUCAUCAGUUCAUAUCUUGUGCUAUUGACCAGUUAACUGAAAAUUCAUUUUGAUGUCAUGUUUGAAAAGCUUGUCAGAAAGUUGUGAAAACUAUUGGUCCUUGGUUCUAUAGAGUCUGUAAACUUUCCUCAUAAAGUUGUGCAUUUUUUUUAUUCCUGUAUCAUGUCAUUACAUUUAGUCUGCAAUAUAUAAGAGAAAAUACGGUCUAAGUUCUGUUAACAGUUUAAAUCAGCCUGUUUAAUUGUAAUGAAUGUUUCAAUAAAGUGGAACAAAUAUUACAAUUUUGGAUGCAAAACUGAAACUUUGUUUCUAUGCAUAAUGGUAUAAGAGCUUUUAUUUUUUAUUCUAAAUGUGGUAAGAAUGUAAAGUUGACAAUUUCACUGUAUAGAAAUAAUUAUUGUAACUAUGUUUAGGUUAGUACAAUAUACUUGCAUAAUGUAUGCACAAUUAGAGAGUCAGUUACAUUAGCAGGGCAAAAUCUAUUAUCCAGAUUGUAAAAGAAAUUAUUUUUUCCAGAUUUUUGUAACAAUUUCAAUUAAAACUGUAAUUGUUUCUUUCUAGGAAGAUAUGCUAGUACACUGUUUUCCAAAAAUAUUGCUAGUAUACAAUGUCAAUUUUCUUUUAGAUUUUUACUUAUUUAUUACGCCUCUUUACAUAAGUAGUAGAUCUAGCAGAUAAAGGUUGUUAUAGCACAAAUGAUUUUUUCUGUUUCCUUUAGUUAACAUGAUAAGUGCUAAUAAAUAUUUUUUUUCAUGAAAAAAAAAAACGAAUAUUCCUUUUAAACUGAAAUAAGUAACAUGUAUAAUUAUUUUGAAAUCAUCAAAGUGCUCAUGUUACAAAUGUUCUUAAAUUUCUUUCCACUCAUUUUAUUAUUAUUUUUGUGUGCAAAUGUUCUUGUUGCACCAUAUAGCCUUGGGAGACACUGAUAUUAUCCAUGCUUGCGCAAUGUGCAAUACAAAAUAUUGUAUACACUUCUAACCAGUGUUUAGUUUCUGAUGUGAUCGACAUAAUAGUCAAUAUGCGAAAGAAAAAGUAAGUUUAAAAUCAUCAGAUUGGAUUCCAGUGCUACAUGUCAUGCAGAUGUGCUUGAAUGUACUUGUCAGUGCAACAUUAUUCAUACAUGUAACCAAAGACCUAUAUGAUAUUAUUCUGUGAUAUAUAAACAGAAACACUUUCUUUGGAGAAAAUGAUUCACUUUAUAUUUACUGCAAAAUCACAACUGUAUGUCUAAUAUUAGUGAAUUCCACGAUCCCAUGGAUUCAAUGGGAUUCCACAGUUGCAUGGAUCCAACAGUCAUAUGCAUUUCGCAGUUGUAUAAAUCCGCAAAAUCAAAUUAAAAUUUAUUUUAUUUUUCAAAUGUUGCCCUGUUCCAUGAAAAAGCCGCUUUUGUUGAAACCAAAGAGUUUAAUGCCAAUGAAUGAAAUAUUUGAAUUCACAAUAUAAUUAAUAUAAGGGCAAGAAUAUUUAGUAGGAAUAUAGUUUUUUUUUUAAGUUGAGUCACACCCUGAUUUGAACUUUGCAUGAACUGUUAGGCUUAGAUCAAUCACUGUGAUUGGUUUUAUUUUGAAAGAGGCAGAAGUUCUAUUAGAUACACGUUCAUUUGAUUAAUAGGCACUUUUGUAUAAUCUGACUUCGUUUCUGAAAAGAUUAUUGUGAGCCGUAAAAUCCAGAUCUAAUCAAAAUGCAUUGUAUAUUCCAUUUGAUUUGAUUUUGUAAGAAUGUCUGAACUAAUUAUUUCAGGACUUUCAAGUGAUAUUACUCAGGAAAGGAAUUUUGAGGUACUCAGAUUAGAAAAAUUGGGUCUUUAAAAUCUUAUUUACCUCUAUAUAUCUUAGGUGCAUAUAAGAAAAAAAAUAAAAUUCCCUGCCUGAUUCUAGAUAUUGUUUGAUAGGUUUAACCUGGGAAGAAGAUAUAUUUGCCCCAGUAGAUAUUUAGCCUUUGUACUUGUGUUGUGGCCUUAAUUAUACAGUGUCACCUCCCAUUUAAUGUCAUUAAAUUACUGUUAUUGUACAAUAAGCCAUAUCAUAUACUUAAUGCAAGAUGUCUUUUAUAGUGAAAUGGAUGUGUAUCGAUAUUGCACAGCAACAUAUAGUCUUUUGUUGAGAGAUGUCACUAAAGAAAGCGUUUAGUGAUAGUACCUUUUUAGUGCAUUUAAGAAUGAUUCAUAUUAUUUGAUCUGCAUGUUUGUUGUGAUCAGUCAAGAAAUAUCGCGAUGAACUUCCAUGCAAUGAUCAAUAAAUUUUUCAAUUUUUCUUUUGGCAUUUUGUAUGACCAGAGUUGAAAUACAACUCUAAACAAGUUUAAUUGUUGUGUAACAAGAAAGCUCAGACUGAGGUUUUUGUUUAUUUGUCGACAGAAAGUGGUUCUGGGACAACUAGUGUCUUACUUUUUUUUAUCGUAAGAGGCGACUCAUAGGGUCUGACUAUUUUGUUUUACUGUAUUUCUGUAAUUCCAGCUGGUAUAGAAUUUGAUUCCAUGCCUCAUAGUUUUUAGCUCGACUAUUCAUAGAAUAGUAGAGCUAUUGAACUCGCCCAUGCGUCGGCGUCCGCGUCCGCGUCCCGAUUUGGUUAAGUUUUUGUAUGUAAGCUGGUAUCUCAGCAACCACUUGUGGGAAUGGAUUGAAACUUCACACACUUAUUCACUGUGAUAAACUGACCUACAUUGCACAGGUUCCAUAACUAUUAUGCUUUUUUACAAAAUUAUGCCCCUUUUUCGACAUAGAAAUUUUUGGUUAAGGUUUUGUAUGUAAGCUGGUAUCUCAGUAACCACUUGUGGGAAUGGAUUGAAACUUCACAAACUUAUUUACUGUGAUAAACUGACUUACAUUGCACAGGUUCCAUAACUCUAUUUUGCUUUUUACAAAAUUAUGCCCCUUUUUCGACUUAGGAAUUUUUUGGUUAAGGUUUUGUAUGUAAGCUGCUAUCUCAGUACUCACUAAUUGGAAUGGAUUGAAAAUUCACAUACUUGUUCACUGUCAUGAUCUGACAUGCACAAAGCAGGUCCCAUGACUUUAUUUUGCUUUUUUUCAAAAUUAUGCCCCUUUUUCAACAUAGAAAUUUUUGGUUAAGUUUUUGUAUGUAAGCUGGUAUCUCAGUAUCCACUAAUAGGAAAGGAUUGAAAUUGCACACACUUGUUCACUGUCAUGAUAUGACAUGCAAUGCAAAGGGUCAAUGACUCAACUUCGCAUUUUACAAAAUUAUGCCCCUUUUUCGACUUAGGAGUUUUUGGUUAAAUUCCUAUUAUGUAAGCUGGUAUCUUAGUACCCACUAAUGGGAAUGGAUUGAAACUUCACACACUUGUCCACUGUCCUGAGCUGAUAAGCGCUAUGCAGGUUCCAUAACCCUAUUUUGCUUUUUUACUAAAUUAUGUCCCUUUUUCGACUCGUAUUCAUUCAAUCGACAAGGCUUUUGAAUAGUCGAGCGUUGCUGUCCCCCGACAGCUCUUGUUAUUUUUACAUUAAUGUAACUGAGAUGUGAAACCAAAAUUUUUAGUCUUACUUGGCGCCAGAUAACCUGAACUGUGUUGGUUCGCUGUUAAACCUAAAUCAAAUUAAAGGGAUAUGUCUGUGUUUAGUUCUCGACUGUUAUAGUAAUUAUAAUUAGUGAGUUUAUGCAUUAAAGACCUGCUCCAGUCCUACCUUUUAACCUUAAAUUGUCACUGAAAAAGCAUGAAAAUCCUGCCUAUGAACAGUGACGCAUGUCAAAAUAAAGUCUAUUUUAUAGAAAAUAGUAUAUAAAAUACCUGUGGUUUUGCGUGUGGCACGUGCCUGUUAACUGUUACCUAUUGCAAUCAUAGGUCGCAUACACACAAUAGAAUUUGAAUAGCUGCGGACCAGGGCUUUAAAAAUGACGUAAACCAGUAAUGACAAUCGGCAAUUUCCGUUGAAUUACGUAUUCAACGUUUGUGCUUUCGGCAUUCUUCGGUCAUAAUUGAAAAUUAUUUUCCAUAAUCGAAACAUGCCGAAAACACUUGGAUAAUACGUAAUCCAACGGAAAUUGCCGAUUGACUUAACGAGUCCACUACAAUAAAAUGAAAAAAGUGAACUGUGGGAGUUACAUCAUAAAAAAUUGCAUGUAGAAACUUUAGGUCCUAUGAUAAUACCUUUUGAUAAUGAGCGAUACUUAUACAUAUAUGAACAAUAUAUCUUGAAAGCAAUUCAGCCGAACUUCGUUCCCUUGAACUCGGAUAAUUCAAAUACCACCAUUUGCUCAAACUCAUCGUGAGGUUCCGGCAUAUUAUUUGAUGGUUAGAACAAUCGGUAACUCAGAUAAAGUUCGCCAGUCCAUUCGAGUUCGAGCGAACGAAGUUCGACUGUAUUUGAGAAAAAAGUUAAGUAAAUAUAGAGACAUAAAUUGCUUUGAGAGUAGGAACAUUUACAGCGUUGUUACUGUUGUAGAGUCAUUCUAAUUAACUGAAGAAUAUUCACUGUAUACACAUGUAUAUUAUCCAGAUCAUUGUAUUGUUAACUAAGAAAUAAAGGAUAAAUGAACGUAUUUCAUCAAGA